AGGCUCCUCGCCCGGCGCCGUGCGAGAGCUGCGCGCUGCCGCAGAUCAGCCGCAGCUUGUCGCAGUUCUGCCGCGCAGGCCCCUCCGCUUCGGCCGCGCCUGCGGCGCGCGGGGAGUGGGUGGGUGGUGCUCAGCGCUGGCGCUUCCGUCGCCAGGACGCGCCAUGCCGCAGCGAACGCUCUGAGUCGCCCACCACUUGCUCAAGAGCCAUGCACCCGGUGACCGCCCAGCGAUGGGACCUGAAAGCCCGCAGCGCUUCAGACUCCGAGCUCAAGAGGCUCGGCUACCACCCCGGCCUGCCACGUGCACGAGGUGGCCCCAACGCCCAGUCCCGCUUCAAGGACCUGGUACCGGAAGAUCUGAGGGCCAAUAGCGAUUGCUUUGAUCCGCCCCCUCAGAUGCGCGCGCUGGCGGCAGACCGGGAACACCGGCGCAAGGUGAAGUUGCAGACGUUGGAUCGCAUCAGGGUACUGCGCUAUGAGGACCCCAGCGCUGGACGGCUGGUGGUGCAGCGGUGGCGGCCCGGCUACGUGGAUCUCAAGGUCUCGCUACCAAAAGAACCCGCAUCACCUAACGGAUCCUGGCAAGGAGGGCUCCGGAACACCGUGUGUGACAACCUGGUGACAUUCUCCGGGGUGUUUUAGGCAAACGGAUUUGUGAGCCGCAGGAAGGCGACCAAUUAUCUUUGGGUCACCCCCUGAGGGGGUGCUUUUCCGCUUGGCACUGGCAAACUUGGGAGCUUCUUGGAUGGCACA
Effrenium voratum is the source of this 755-nucleotide messenger RNA. NCBI's taxonomy places the organism in Eukaryota, Dinophyceae, Suessiales, Symbiodiniaceae. The record is from the annotation of a GenBank genome assembly.